Endocarpon pusillum Z07020 is the source of this 846-nucleotide messenger RNA. RefSeq lists its product as uncharacterized. NCBI's taxonomy places the organism in Eukaryota, Fungi, Ascomycota, Eurotiomycetes, Verrucariales, Verrucariaceae. The transcript has a single exon. Gene Ontology annotation, biological process: regulation of translational initiation. Bases 1 to 846 code for a protein of 281 amino acids. The record is from RefSeq and is a predicted model, not a curated record. Gene Ontology annotation, cellular component: cytoplasm.
AUGUCUCGAAAGCGACCUCGAUCAGUAUCGCCGCCGUCGACCUCUACCAUAGACGCUAGACGCUCGCAAACGGAUCACCAAAUCUUCCGUUCCAACGCCAUCAAAGACCGCUCAUCUACCUUCAUUGCCCUCUUCUCGCCCUCUGCUCCUGCCCCAACCCUCCAAGCCAACCCAGACUUCGCCACAGCGACUCACCGUGUAGCUGCAUGGCGCAAGCCGAGCGCGCAACGUACGCUCUUUACCGCAAAGCGCCCUCUGCUCGACACAGGCUAUGACGAUGAUGGAGAACAGUACGCGGGGAAGAGGCUUGAGAAGGUGCUCAGCGAAACGAGCGUCGAGGGUGCUGUUGUGGUGGCCAGGUGGUAUGGCGGCAUCCUGCUUGGGCCGGUCCGGUUCACACAUAUUGAGAACUGUGCGCGCGAGGCGAUCGAGAAGUGGAAAGCGAGCGGCACCGCUACCAAACCGGAACCGGAUCAUCCUGCAGCUCAGAAGAGGAAAAUCGAGGAAGACGCGAAGAGGAAGUCUACGCUGGUGAGUGUUCUGGAGGAACGCGAUCAUAGCAUCUCUGCACUGAGGGGCCUGCUGCGAGAGAAGACAGAAGAAGCAUGCGCCAUAGAGUCUGAGGAGAAGGUUCCCACCAGAAAGGAUGGGAAUGUGACGCCUGAUAAAGCAGUCGACUACUCAGCGAUGCCGCUGCAGGCUUUGGUGCGCUUGGAGAAAGCGAGAGAUGCAUCGAUAUCGUGGAUCCUGAAGGAGAUCGAGAAAGUUGAAGAGCGGCUGGAGGAGCAGCAGCAGCAGCAGCAGCAGCAGAAGAAGAAGCAGAAAAGAACUAGAGACUGUGGCUGA